Messenger RNA from Dendronephthya gigantea, 904 nucleotides. Its product is annotated as methyltransferase-like protein 27. Lineage: Eukaryota; Metazoa; Cnidaria; Anthozoa; Malacalcyonacea; Nephtheidae. The transcript is spliced from 3 exons. Bases 84 to 743 code for a protein of 219 amino acids. The record is from RefSeq and is a predicted model, not a curated record.
UGUUCCUUACCGGCAAUUGUGUUUAGCUAAUAGUUAGUUUGAGAUCAAAAUCUUUGCUGCUGUUUGCUAUUUACAUAACCGUUAUGAGUGGAAAAGGUUACGACGGGUAUAGUCAUGUAAAAAAGCUAAAUGCUGACACUACCGAAGAAGAACUGAUUCAACUUUACUCACAAUGGAGCAAGACAUACGACAAGGAUGUGCAUGACCUGGCUUACAUUGGUCCAGUUGUGGGAGCAGAUCAGUUAAUGAAACACCUAAAAGAUUUUGGGUAUAACAAUGACGUCAGCAUUCUUGAUCUUGGCUGCGGAACUGGUUUGGUUGGCGAAGAGUUACAUAAGAAUGGUUACAAAAAUAUUGAUGGCUUAGAUUGCUGCCAGGAAUUAUUGAAAGAAGCAAAAGCAAAAAGCGUAUACAGGUCACUGCAGCAGGGUUACAUGGGAUCCGAUGAAUGCAAAGAUUUGGGUGUUGGUGCAGACCUAUAUGAUGCUGCCAUUUGUGUAGGAGUGUUCACUGUUGGUCACGUGAAAGGUAAAGGCUUCGAUGAUCUUGUUCACGUGGUCAAACCUGGUGGCUUAGCGUGUUUUAAUGUGAAUAAAAAAGGCGCAGAUAUUCCUGAAUACAAAUACCAUGAAAAAGUGAAUCAACUUAUUGAAGAAGGAAAAUGGAAACUGUUAUCAAAAUACUAUGAACCGCGAUUUUAUAAAGAAAACGAGGCUUGGUUCUAUGUUUAUCAAAUAUUGUAAACCUUUUCAGAAAUAUGUACGUAAAUUAACUCUUCUCCUUCUGAAUGAUUCUUUCUAAUUUUUUGCCAGCAUUCAAAAAGCGCGGGCGUACGUUAUGUAUCAAAUUAUACUAGGCUAAGAUAAUUUAAACUUAAUUUAAACUUUAAAUUUUAACUUAUAAU